Messenger RNA from Symbiodinium natans, 1227 nucleotides. NCBI's taxonomy places the organism in Eukaryota, Dinophyceae, Suessiales, Symbiodiniaceae. The record is from the annotation of a GenBank genome assembly.
AUGGGGGACGAUGAUAGUGACAAAGAGAACAAGGACAACGAGUCAGAUGGGCAGAAAGAGAAAGAGGAGAAGGAACCGAAUGAGCAAGACCAGCUCAAAGACACAGAUGAGAAAGACAAGGACGAUGACAAGCCUGCGGAGCGAGAAAAGUCUCGGGAGAGGUCUAGAGACCGCUCUCGGGAGAGAUCGCGUGAUCGGGAGAAGCGCUCCAGGGACAGAUCACGAGAUCGCGACAAGGAUCGGAGAGAUCGCGACCGAAGUCGUAGCCGUGGCAAAGACAGAGAGAGAAGGCGGGAGGAUCGGAAGACCCUGGCCAUCUCCAACCUGAGUCGAAAUGUGAAUGAAGACCAUCUCAAAGAGAUCUUCGGAAACUAUGGCAAGGUCAAGGAAGCCACCCUAGCCAUCGACAAGGCAGCCGGCCUUCCCAAAGGCUAUGCCUACGUCGAGUUCUAUGAAGAAAGGGAUGCCGACCGCGCGAUCUCUCACAUGAACAGUGGGCAGAUCGACGGAAAUGUUAUCAGGGUGGAGCACCAGGCUGACCGCAAGCGAAGGCUGGAGCACACGCCGGCUAUCCCCAUGCGACCGCGAGUGCAGCGAACAGCGCCCGUGGCACAAGUGCGUCAGGAACGAGAGCAGCCUGCGCGUGAGCAGCGCGAGCAGCGUGAGCGUGAACGAGACCGCGAUCGGGACCGUGAUCGCGACCGUGACCGCCGAGCUGAGGCAACCAAGAGGGAAGACCGCAGCGGCCGAGACCGGGAUCGCGAUCGCGAUCGUGACCGUAACCGGGAUCGGGACCGAGAUCGGGAAAAGGAGAAGGAACGGGCCAAGGACAAAGAAAGAGCUGAGCGUGAGAAGGAAAAAGAGAAGGAAAAGGAGAGAGAGCGAGAAAAGGCCAAGGCUCGAGCUAGGGACGAUGAGUCCGACUCAGAGGACUCGGAGGAAGAGUCGAUUCCCAAGGCCAAAGCCAAGAAGCCGGCCCCCAAGAAGGAAGACAAGAAAGAGGAGAAGAAGGAGGAGAAGAAGGAAACAAAGGCGCCAGCAAAGACUAAGGCCAAGGAAACAGAAGAGAAGAAGAAGCCAGCUGCGAAGAAGAAAAAGGAGGCUGAUGCCGAAGAAAAGCCAAAGGUAAAGUCGAAGACUGCGGAGAAGCCAACGAAGACAAAGGAGAAAGAUGAGAAAGCCAAGGCAUGGAUGGUAGCGUUCCUUCUGUCCAACAGCAACGUUUAG